Messenger RNA from Parasteatoda tepidariorum (common house spider), 5148 nucleotides. Its product is annotated as TSC22 domain family protein 1. Gene Ontology annotation, biological process: negative regulation of apoptotic process; positive regulation of cell population proliferation; regulation of transcription by RNA polymerase II. Lineage: Eukaryota; Metazoa; Arthropoda; Arachnida; Araneae; Theridiidae. The record is from RefSeq and is a predicted model, not a curated record. Gene Ontology annotation, cellular component: cytosol; nucleus.
UAAACAUAUGAUCGCCAUAUUCUUGUAUUCGUCCGUGGGAGUGUCGGAGUUGUUAGAAAGUAUUAAAAGUUCUUGAACAGAAAUGUUUUGAUAGUGCGCUCUUUCUGUAGCUAAUUUAUUUUUGGCUCGUAGGAGCUGAUUUAGAAGCAUAUCUGUAUGCAUUUAGCUUUCUACUCUUGGCUAUUGCUUUCAUAUAAUUGUUUCUGCUCCGAUAUGGGAGAUAAUAGAAACACCGGCAAUUGUAACGACAGCCAGCCGUACGUAGUAGGCAUCCUCUCGCCGUCGACUACCCUGUAUAUCGACCAAAUGCCUUCGGAUAACGGAAAUUUGCCAGCACCGCCGACCGAUUUAAAUCUGUCUCGAAGAAAUACGAAUUCUUUUCAAAUAACAAGUGUAACUGUUCAGGGUUCACGCAAGAACGAAGAUUUUGCUUAUGACAGCGCUGACGACUUGGAUGAAAGUCACACUGAUGACCUGAGUUCUGAUUUUUUGGAUUCAUCGCGUGCUGAUAAUGAAGGAUACCACUCGGAAGAUUUCGUAGAUGACUUGCAGUCACCUUGUGGACCCAUCAUAUUCGCCCAGUUGCCUACUAAUAUCAUGGAUCGGAAUAUGAAUCUGAGUCUUGGUGUCACUCCGACUUACACCGCUAUCGGUCCGGUCGCAGGUGGGGUGACCAUGAUGACCAGUAAGUCCGAAAGUCCAAUCAGCGCUCAAGUGCCAAUCAUGAACCCUUUGCCGAACAACUGGCAAAGAAGAUUCAAAGUCGUGAAAAUUAUGAGCAGCGAGCCUUUCAAACGAGGAAGGUGGAUCUGCAUGGAUUUUAAGGAUCCGCCGACUGAUGAGCCCUCUAAACCUGAGAACCAGAAUGGGACAGUUACUCCCCCGACCAUACAGAUCACCAAUUGUGAUCCGGAGGGUGUUCAUGCCGAUAAUUAUGCUCAAGUGUACGAAAUUCCCAUCAAUCAAACUUUCAGUGGUAAUUUUGUAAUGGGCACCCAGCACAUGUAUGGAAUAAUUCUUCCCCAGGCAGAUCACCUGCAGCCUGUCACUCUGAUCCAAGAUAUGAGCUUACAGACCACCGGGGUGGAUCAGAACUUUAACAAUAACUUGGUGAACAACCAGAGCAUAUUUGUACAGUCUGUACCUGCUGAUGCUUAUGCCAAUGCCAUGCCUUAUCCUCAACCCGUAGCGAUGGUUGUCAAUAACGGGAUUCCCAAUCAAUCUCCACCACAGACUGCUGUUUAUGAUAAUGCACCUGAAGCCGUCCUAAACCAAAGUAAUGUGCUUGUAAAUAAUAUUGUUGGUGAUGCUGCUGCUGGUUUGACCGCAUCUCGGGUCAGGACUAACUCUGAAUCUAAAAGGAUUGAACUUGCUAAUCACGUGCUUGGUGGUGCUAUUAAACCAAGCAUGCCUACGGAGGAAACUGAAAGUGUCUCCUAUCUUGAUAAUGAACUAUCAAGAGCUUCUGCUGGCCUUCUGUCUCGCAUUGUGCCUUCUGCUGUAUCUGUGUUUGGUGCCAAUGAUUGUUGCUGCAGUCCACCCCCGUCACCGAAGAUCCUUGCCCCGGUUGUGGUACCCAUGCCACCGCCUAUUGCCAUGGUGCCACCGACACCCAUUCCUGUCGUCAGCAAUACUGUUGCCUCCAGUGUGGUUCCGAUACCUGCCACUUGUGCCGACAUUAACAGUUCCCAAACUGCCCCCGAAAAGAUUCCUUCUGAGGUUGGACAAGAGGUUGAUCCCUCAACAGGAAGUGCUGCACCUACAGGAGCAAAUACUGUUGCAAUAGACAAUAAAAUAGAACAGGCAAUGGAUUUGGUCAAAAGUCAUCUUAUGUUCGCAGUGCGCGAAGAGGUGGAGGUGCUUAAAGAAAAAAUAACUGAGCUUCUUGAAAGGAUCUCUCAGUUAGAGCACGAGAAUGAUAUUCUUCGUGCAAAUGCAUCUGCAGAGACUUUGAUGCAACUGAAUAACCAAUUCCAGAAAAAGCCAGCUAAUGGAGGACCUGCUAAGCAACAACCAGUGGCAACUGUUUUACCCUCUUCUACUUAAGAUAAAGCAAGCUAUGCGUUAUCGAGAUUAUUAGACGAGAUGUUUGCUAGCAAUACCUCAGUUUACCCUUGUUGGUGGUUGACUGAUAAAAAAAAAUUACUUUAAAUGAGAGAGAAAAUUUACAUAUACAUCCCUUUUUCAGUUUAUUUAAAAUCCAUCAGAAUGUGCUAUUUCCUUCAUAAUUGAAGUGGUCUCACUUUAUUGUUUAAGUAUUCAGUGGUAAGACAUGUGUAGAAUGGUGUGAGUAUUUAAGAGAAUGGGUGGAUGAGAAGAAAGAGUCACAUUAAGCUUUAAAUUGGUUAAUUCCUCGCUUGUGGCAUCAUUGUUAUUGUUCAUGUUAAUGAUGCUGUUAAUUACUGUUUAUAUCGGUUUAAAAUGAAAUUUAUUAACUGACUUUUCUUUUUCCUUGGCUUGAUUUCUUGCCUAAUCAUUACUAGCCAAAAUAGAAUGUGUUGUGUAUCAUCAAGAAAUUAAGUCAAGCUANUUUUUUUUUUUUUUUUUUUUUUUUUUUUUUUAGUAUUUAAAAAUUUCCCAAUUUAAAGCUUGUGUCAUUCUUGUGUGAUAUACAUUAUGUCUAUUUAAGUUACGUGCCAAGUUUUGUCCACUGAAUCUUGUAUUUUUUGUGAUUUUAACACUUUUUAUUGAUGAGUCGUUAUUGAGGGGAUGAACCCCUUAAAAAUAUUAAGCUUAUAACUUAAUUGUUGUACCUGAACAAGGGGAAACUUAGGUAUUGAUGCACAUAACCAAAUUAAAUGCUUGGGAAAGGUUAUUUUAUUAUGUUGAUGGACAUAUGUUUGCAUUUUAGCUCUUACAACUGUUGAUGCUUGAUUACUGCCAUGCAUUUUAAGUUAAGAAAAAUCAGCUUUUAUUUUUAUUUCAUCCUUCAUAUUAAAAUGCUUUUCUUGAGUAUCGAAGAAAAGAAGCAUACUCGUUCUCCGAUCGUAGACCUUAAGUAAUGCUACUUAAAUCAUGCUAAGCUACAUUAGGAGCUAGUUUGCUGUUAAAGUAGUUGGUAUUUUGAAAAAAAAUAGACCUUUUUCUGCAAAUUGAAAAAAAAAAUUCACUUGUAAGGAUGUAUUGAUAAUAUGUAAGAAAACUGUUCUACCGGAAAGGAAUUUUUCCUGUAUGUGAUAUUGGAGUGAUAACUGAAUUGAAAUCAUGAAUGAAAUGUACCAAAAAAAUAAUAAUAAAAAAAAUGGCAAGUAUGCUUCAAUUACUGUUGACCGGUGCUGGAUAAGUGAUGGAAACUCACUAGUUGUGGCAAUGCCACUGAACUUGAGUAUUGUAGAAACUUCAAUGGAUUAUUUACCGAAAGGCAACACCAAAGUUGUGUUUUUAUGUUAAAAUUGUCACGUGAUGUCCUUCUCUUCUCAAACCAUAAAGAAGUGUGUCAGAUUUCUUGUAUAUCUGCUAGGUCUUGUGACAAAUUCUUAUAUUUCCACAAAAUAUUGCUGUUCGAGUCACACAUGAAUACAGUUUUUUUUAAACCUAAAAUGUCAAUGUAUUGCUCUAAAAUUAUGUAUUUUAAACUAUUAACCCAGUUGUAUUUUUAAUAUCACAUUGAUUUGCCCCUUCAUGCUGGUUGUAUGUUCUGUUUUUAAAUGAUUAUUUUUUGUCUCUUGCAAAGCAAUGUUCUGUGAUACUUAAACCUUCUAUUAAGUUUGUCAAGUCAGGUAAAAAAAGAUAAUAUUUAUACAAAAACUAUAAAGUUUUUUUUUUCUUCUUUUUUUUUAUUUUUACUUUUUAUAUAUUUUACUGAAUGAACAUUGUCUUUCCUCUGUGAACUCAAAUGAAAUGCUCUGCUUGGAGAUCUUGGACUCUGUUUCUAAUAUAUAUACUUACUAUACAUAUUGAGUGAAAUUGUUAAAUGAAAAAAGUUUAAAAGUUGUAGUAUGCUUCAUUAAUAUACCUUUGCAAUAUAUAAUAUACCAAUUUGGUAUGAUAGUCUCAUGCCUGUAUAUGCAGCUGCUACAGUGGACUCAUUGUACAUAAUCAUACUGAAGCUAAUCUCUUAUGUGUUUGUGUAUUCUCCACUGGCAAGCAUAAGAAAAAAAAUAGUUUUAGAUUGUUACAAGCGAUUAGAAUUGUUUAUUUUUUUAUUAAAAGCACAAAACACUUAUGUGCCAUAUAAGAUAUAAUCAAGAUGGCAUUAAAUAUUGAAUCCUAUUGCAGUGGGCCUCUGUGUCUUGCUGAAAUAGUUACAUUUUGCCUGUUAAAUCGAAAAAUUUUUGCAUUUAAAAAUACAGUAUUCUAAAUGCCAUGAUAUAUGAAUAUAUAAGGCUUUGAAAAGGGUAUGCGCACAACUUUGAACAAAGCAAAUGUUCAGUAAGUACCUGAUGUUUUCAUAAGCUUUAUAAUGUGAUAUAAAUACUAUUUUGAAGAGGUUGUUUCCUUUUCCUCUCUUUUUGCCUUAUUCAAGCUUCAUCGGAAGCUGAUAUUUUCAUCAAAAGGUGCCUGAACUUAUAUCCUACUACAUAGCAAAUUAAUUGUUUUCAAAUUUUUCAUCAUUGAUGAAUUUUGGAAGAUGCUAAAAAGUCAUGAAAAUAGCCCUCAAAUACUAGAUUUCAUGAUUUAUCCGAAGAAUGUAUAAAUUUUUCCUGAAACAAGAGGGUAACUGUUUCAGCAGGUACAUAAGAAGACACAAAAUGUUCAAAUAUGUUUUCUUUUUCUCGCUAUUUAUUUCAAAGGUGGUCAUAUAAUGAGGCAUACUACUUGAGCAUUUUAAGAUAUAAAUUGUUAUAAAGGGUUUAAAGUUUCUAAUUGCAUGCAAGCUCAUAAGUUGCAAUCGAAACAUGCGAUUAUCUAAGACUGUGUAUUGUGUAAACUUAACUCUUGGUGUACGGUCUUAAUUAACAUUGCUAAGAACUUCUCUGCAGAUGUAGUGAAUACUAAAAUCUUUACUAGGCAUGAUUUAUUUCAGAGGAAGCUAGAAAUUUAUUUUUGUGACGAGCCUUCACUCGGCAUUCAUACUUUAGGGGUACACUGUAAUGUUUGUUACCAUGUUGCAGAAAUAGAUGUGUUGUCUUUCCUAUUAAAUGUAAAAGAAGAUAUGAUUUAUUCCAUUAUUGUACAUAUGUGAAAUAAAAGUAAUCUUGUUUGUUA